AUGGUUGACGAACUACUACGAAAGUUUGCCCAAGAGAAUUUCGGCCAUGGAUAUUACACUGCCGUUCAUGGCGAAAUUGAGAAAGUACAACCCCUGGUACUGGCGAUAAAAAAGUAUCCUCCAAUAUGGAAGCGACCUUUUAAAACAUCUCAAAUCAUAGUCCUGGCGGGACUAGAAAAGUACUUAAAGAGUAAAGAGGAAGCUCUUGGGUUUCGUGAUUACUUAAAAUCUAAGAUCAAAGAAGAAACAUUUCAGUCCAAACAAAAAAUUGUCAAAGGAUCCAGGUAUGAGAGCGCUAUUAGCUUCUCUUUGUAAACUGGAAAUGUAUGCGAAUAGUGAAGAGAAAAAAGAAAAUUCUCAUAUUUAAAAAAAAAGGAAAGAGAAAACAAGAGCAGUAAAACAGAAACACGACUAUGUGUUCUAUGACAAAAGGAUUUGGAUGUGACUGUCUCCUUAGCUUUUUUCAAUAUAUAUUACUUAUGAAUAAUUCUCAAAUCAUAGCAAUCACGUUCCAGAAUUCCUGUUUUGCCUACAUCAUUAUUGUUGUUAUGGUUAUUGUUAUUGUUAUCAUUAUUAUUAUUCUCAUUAUUAUUAUGGUAAUUAUCAAAAUUACUAUUAACUUUCUUUUGUCAUUAUUAUUAAUAUUAUCUUUGUUAUUAUCAUCAUUGUUAUUAUCUUUUUUGUUUUGUGCAUUGCAGGACUAAGGAACUGGAUGCAACCUUCGUAGGACAUCUGGAGGGAACUAUACGGUUAAACGAUGAUCAAGGAGUUCUAGAGCUGGGUAACCUGAGUCAGAAAUAUAUUGACGAUCCAGAUCUCCGUGAAAUUCUGGCGAAAACGGCCUUAGAUGCCAAAAUAAUGCAUAGUUUUACGGAUGGCGAUAAACUUCUUCUUAUAACAGAGGUGAUUUACAGUGGGAAGUUCGAAAUGAAAAGAGAGAAACAAUGGAAGGUAUCAAUUAAUAAAGCUAUGAUGAAAUGA
Pocillopora meandrina is the source of this 981-nucleotide messenger RNA. Lineage: Eukaryota; Metazoa; Cnidaria; Anthozoa; Scleractinia; Pocilloporidae. The record is from the annotation of a GenBank genome assembly.